Molecule: messenger RNA, 1027 nt
Organism: Drosophila bipectinata
Lineage: Eukaryota; Metazoa; Arthropoda; Insecta; Diptera; Drosophilidae
Gene: eIF3f1
Product: eukaryotic translation initiation factor 3 subunit f1
Biological process (GO): translational initiation
Cellular component (GO): eukaryotic translation initiation factor 3 complex, eIF3m
Molecular function (GO): translation initiation factor binding; translation initiation factor activity; metallopeptidase activity
Source: RefSeq, a predicted model, not a curated record
UCCAGCAGCGUGGCUGAAUAGAAAUUUUCGCGAAAAUUUCUUCAUAAUCAUCGUUAGCGGCAAAUAAACUAAGAUGUCGGCCCUCAACUUGACCGUACGCGUGCACCCGGUGGUGCUCUUUCAGGUGGUGGACGCCUACGAGCGCCGCAACGCGGACUCUCACCGCGUCAUCGGCACCCUUCUUGGAUCCGUUGAGAAGGGAGUGGUGGAGGUGACCAACUGCUUCUGUGUGCCCCACAAGGAGCACGACGAUCAGGUGGAGGCGGAGCUCAGUUAUGCCAUGGACAUGUACGACCUGAACCGCAAGGUGAACCCCAACGAAAGCGUCGUGGGGUGGUGGGCCACCGGCAAUGAUGUGACGAACCACAGUUCGGUUAUCCAUGAGUACUACGCCCGCGAAUGCAACAACCCGGUGCAUCUUACGGUGGACACGUCGCUCCAGGGCGGCCGUAUGGGACUGCGCGCUUAUGUCUGCAUCCAACUAGGAGUGCCUGGCGGUAAGAGCGGCUGCAUGUUCACACCCAUUCCUGUCGAGCUGACCAGCUACGAGCCUGAGACCUUUGGCCUCAAGCUGCUCCAAAAAACUGUUGGUGUCUCGCCCGCCCACAGGCCCAAGACUGUGCCACCCAUGUUGGACCUGGCCCAGAUUUCCGAGGCCUCUCAGAAAUUGCAGCAGCUACUGGACCUCAUCCUGAAGUACGUCGACGAUGUGAUCGCCCACAAGGUGACACCGGACAACGCUGUCGGUCGGCAGCUCCUCGACCUCAUUCACUCCGUGCCGCACAUGACCCACGAGCAGUUCACUCAGAUGUUCAACGCCAACGUGCGGAACCUCUUGCUGGUUAUUACGCUCUCACAGCUUAUCAAGACCCAGCUGCAGCUCAACGAGAAACUCACUUUCUUGCCUUCGGCCUAGGAUGCUCUUGAAAUUGAGGUGGGGAUUUCGAUUAAGAAAAAAUUGUAAAAACAGUGUAUUUGAUUAUGUUUUCUAUUAAAAGUUAUGCAUAAUAAAAUGCUCGGAAAACCA